AUGGAGCAGGCUCUUUGGGUAGAAAGGGGUGAUGCCUCCAUUCGGGAGAGGACUCAGGCCGUGGGGCAGAGUCAGGACAUGAAGCACCUCUUUCCAGAUGACGGAGGACCGUUGAGCAGCAGACGUCCGCCGAGGCCUCCACGAUCACGCUCUCAAGGUCGUGGGUCUUCGAGGAGUCAGCGUUCUAGGGGAUUCCGUCAGCAUGGACAGACUCAGAGGACACCGCAGUGUAUUGAUCUCCAGUCUGGUUACCAUCAGUUGAGGGUGAGGGCCAAGGAUGUUCCCAAGACGGCUUUUCAGACUUGGUACGGACAUUAUGAGUUUACGUCGCCGUCGACGCCGACGUGGGGCUCCGGAACCUCGACCUCGAGCUCGAGAACUCCGUCAACUACACUACCAUCAAGGUCCUCGGCGGCGACUGCCGCCUCGACUAGGCGUUCCCAAGGCCGUUCGUCUCCUCGCCAACUUCAACUACCCAAGGCCGUCGCUCCUCGUCGACCCCUGCGUCCGAGGCCGCGUCGCUCCUCGGCCGUCCGCCCCUCGCCGACCUCUGCUCCGCCGAGACCGCCCACUCCGAGGCCGCCAUGCUCCUCAUGCUCGCCGACGCCGUCUACGGCGUCGUCACUUCCUGCAGCCCCGCCGUCGACCUGGUCCGCGUCGCUCCUCGGCCGUCCGCCCCUCGCCGACCUCUGCUCCGCCGAGAUCGCCCGCUCCGAGGCCGCCAUGCUCCUCAUGCUCGCCGACGCCGUCUACGGCGUCAUCACUUCCUGCAGCCCCGCCGUUGACCUGGUCCCCUGCGCCCGAGGCCGUCCGCCCCUCGCCGACCUCUGCUCCGCCGAGAUCGCACGCUCCGAGGCCACCGUGCUCCUCAUGCUCGCCGACACCGUCUACGGCGUCGUCACUUCCUGCAGCCUCGCCGUUGAUCUGGUCCGCUGCGCCCGAGGCCGCGUCUGCCUCCUCCAUCUCCUCCUCGGCUUCCCUGCACACGAGCCGUGACGCGCUCGAGCUCCUUGAGCUUUCCUGCGCCCGAGCUCCUCGCUUCUUCCGACCACAAAACCCCGUGCCAAACUCUGUACUUCCCGAUCCCCAACGAUGCGCCCGCGACGACGGACGACGGCGACGGCGACGACUACGCUGGCGAUGAGGAGGAGGACGAGGACCUGGGGAAGCUCCUAGAGCUGUUCCCGCGUCUCCGCCCUCCGGUCUGCGGCGUCGCGCAACCCGUGCGUGCUCCACCGAGCUCCGCUGCGUCUCAGCCGCGUCCCCACCUCACUUUCUUCCUCCGGCCUGCGGCGUCACGCGACCCGCGCGUGCUCCACCGAGCUCUGCCAAGUUCUUCCGAGCUCCGCCGCGUCUCCGCAGAGUCUCCAUAAGUUUCCUCUCCACACCGCACCCUCCACCUAUUCGAUGAAAUCUCCAAAAGAAACCAGAGGAAGCCCGAUCGAUUCGACGGCGGUCGGAACAGCCCUGAUGAGAUCUUGGCGGCAGUGACCUCAUCGGGCGCGGACACCAAGGUGUGGGUCGCGGAGGUGCCUCCCAUGCACUCUGCCGAUACCUUGACCGCCUCGUAGUGGGGCUCGACGCGGAGACCAUCAUCGCUGACAGCCGCGCCGCCACCCGUGGGUUCUCAUCAAUUGACGGGUGCUUGCUGUAGAUGCUGCGGAAUGGCGACGAGUUGAAGCCCGACAACCUCGCUCACCAAUUGUUCGAUGAAACGCUACUGCUCCGACGGAGUUGGCGCCAACGGAUCACGCCCACCAGUUACUUGACGAAAUGCCCAAGAUGUUUACUUUCGACGGCGAACCUGAUAUGUACAUAAAGAGAGAGAGCGGUGCUCUUCUCUUUAUAAAAAAUGCGUGUUAUUAAAAGAGAAAGAGCGGUGCUCUUCUCUUUAUAAAGAAUAUGGCAUCAUCAAAAGGGAAAGAGCGGUGCUCUUCUCUUUGUAAAAAUGUUAUCAAAAGAGAGAGAGAUGUUACUUCUCCAAUGAUAAAAAAGAAAGAGAGAGAGAGCUUUGUUACUGUAGGGAGGCAAGGAAGGGAUUUUUAUCCCGCCUUAGUUGUCCCACGAAUGUAAAAGAGAUAAAAAGGAAUUAUUCAUCUCUGUUAUACUAUAUUUUUAAAGAAGAUAAAGAGAAAAAAUGUAUUCUCUUAAUUCUUCUCCAAUGAAGAGAUGAAAGAAAAUUAGUCGAACCUUUCGAUUUGGUCGAAAUAGAUCGAAUCGAUAUUUAAUUCCACAGUAUGUGAUUUAUAGCUGAGAAUUUGACAAAUAAUAAAACGCGUUCGGAAUAUAUUUUUGAUGAA
Molecule: messenger RNA, 2300 nt
Organism: Ananas comosus (pineapple)
Lineage: Eukaryota; Viridiplantae; Streptophyta; Magnoliopsida; Poales; Bromeliaceae
Product: protein IQ-DOMAIN 14-like
Exons: 3
Coding region: 1-996 (331 amino acids)
Source: RefSeq, a predicted model, not a curated record